Molecule: messenger RNA, 2865 nt
Organism: Gasterosteus aculeatus aculeatus (three-spined stickleback)
Lineage: Eukaryota; Metazoa; Chordata; Actinopteri; Perciformes; Gasterosteidae
Gene: ptdss1a
Product: phosphatidylserine synthase 1a
Biological process (GO): phosphatidylserine biosynthetic process
Molecular function (GO): L-serine-phosphatidylethanolamine phosphatidyltransferase activity
Source: RefSeq, a predicted model, not a curated record
GUGUGUCGCUGCAGCAGUGGAUCACUUUCCCAUGUUGUUCGUGGGAGGCGCUGCCCGCCGCCUCCUGAUAUGGCGUCUAUGUACAGCGGGUCCCACACCUUGAGCAAGGAUGAUGUGAACUACAGAAUGCAUUUCCGAAUGAUAAACGAGCAGCAGGUUGAAGAUAUCACCAUCGAGUUUUUCUACAGGCCGCACACGAUAACGCUGCUGACAUGCACGGUGCUCAGCUUGAUGUAUUUCGCCUUCGCGAGAGAUGAUGGAAAUCCUGACAGCAAUCUUUGGGUGGGACUCAUCCUGGUCAUCUCCUUCUUUCUGGUCAUAAGUGUUUUGGCAUUUCCUAACGGUCCAUUCACCAGACCACAUCCAGCAAUAUGGAGAAUAGUGUUUGGCCUGAGCGUCCUCUACUUCCUGUUCCUGGUUUUAGUCAUCUUCCUCAACUGGAAGCAAGUGAAGCAGCUCAUGUUUUGGUUAGACCCGAACCUGCGCUAUGCCAAGAGAGAGGCCGACGUGAUGGACUAUGCUGUGAACUGCCAUGUCAUCACCUGGGAGAGGAUCCUGAGCCAUUUCGACAUUUUUGCAUUCAGCCAUUUUUGGGGCUGGGGUAUGAAGGCCUUGCUUAUUCGGAGCUACGGCCUCUGCUGGACCAUCAGUAUUACCUGGGAACUUACCGAGCUGUUCUUCAUGCACCUGCUGCCUAACUUUGCUGAGUGCUGGUGGGACCAGGUGAUUCUAGACAUUCUACUGUGUAAUGGAGGAGGCAUCUGGCUCGGCAUGACUGUCUGCCGCUUCUUGGAGAUGCGGACCUACCACUGGGCCAGUAUUAAGGACAUCCACACCACCACGGGGAAGAUCAAGCGCGCCGCGUUACAGUUCACCCCUGCAAGCUGGACCUACGUACGCUGGCUCGACCCAAAGUCUUCCCUGCAGCGAGUGAUGGGCGUCUAUCUGUUCAUGAUCAUCUGGCAGCUGACCGAGUUGAACACAUUCUUCCUCAAGCACAUUUUCGUCUUUCCGGCGAGCCAUGCUCUCAGCUGGUGUCGGAUCCUGUUCGUUGGUAUCAUCACAGCUCCGACUGUCAGGCAGUAUUAUGCGUACCUCACAGACACACAGUGCAAGAGAGUUGGGACCCAGUGCUGGGUGUUUGGGGCAGUAGCCUUUCUGGAGGCCUUGGUGUGUAUUAAGUUUGGACAGGACUUGUUCUCAAAAACCCAGAUCCUCUACGUGAUCCUGUGGCUGCUGUGUUUGGCCUUCAUUACGUUCCUGUGCCUGUUUGGAAUGGUGUGGUUUGCUGAAAACUACGGUCCAAGAAGAAAGAGCCUCUCAGAAUGUGAAGACAGCAAUUACCCAGAAUAUGCUGAACAUGCGUCAGAAGUAUUUAAAGAGGAGACCGACGCGGACGACGACAGCCCCACGGCCCGACGCAGAGGGACGCGCUCCAGAAAGUCCAAAUCCAUCAAUGGCCUGGACAGCCAGUAGGAGCAGGAGCCAGAGGCUGGUGUGCGACUCCUGAAGUCGCUCCGGGGAUGAAAGAGGAGGGGUAAAGAUUCAACCACUUCCUGGCGUAAUGUAAAUCUAGAAAGUGCCCCUUUACGUGACGGGUGUGGAGUCAGGAGAGACUAAGUGGAUGAACAGGCCCGUGCAGAGUUAUCAGAAGUGCACAGAGGCUUGGACCAGAGAGAUGCUCUCUGAACUGUGUGCUGUAGUCAUUAAUAAAUCCCUCCUAAAGCAAGGAUCACAGGUUUCUCUGUGUGUGGGCAGGGAGGAGGGGGGGAGCGUGGUUGUGAAUUUGUGAGCGAGUGGGCAAAACAAACUGCCAAUAGUAGAUAUGACUGCAUGAUCAUUGUAGCUGGUGAACUAUAAUUUACAAACAAUUAUUCUACAAAACAGUAUAUCUUUGGUGGUCAGGGUACAUGUUUACUGGUUUACACCAGCUUUAACCCCUAUGUUGGCUCAACACAUUGUAACAUUAAAAGCAACUAUAUAGAAAUGUAAUCACUAUGAAGCCACUAUGUUUAUUGCACAGAAAGGCUACGGUCUUUUUUUUAGCAUCUGCGUCUGACCUUUUACAUCCUAGAUGUUCCCGAUGUUUUUCUGUUUAAUAACUUGAAUGUGGGCCGGAUUUCAAUGCAAAACGGCUUUGGCUUGGUAGGAUCUUCGACUGAAGCAAAGCACACAGUUUAAGCACUUUUCUGGAAGUUUUCUUGCAAAUACUGUACAUUUUAUAAUGCUCGAGUAUUUUGUGAAUCAUUGUGUCCUUGAGUGAUUUUACUCCGUUCAUCUGUGGCUGCUAUCUUUUUUUUAUUUUUUUAUUUUUACUGUGCACAUCAUGAAGGGCAAUUAUUCAAAUCCCUGCAUGUGUCGUCAGGUCCUCUUUUUUGUUUUAUUGUUGAACCUCUUGCUAUGACACAUAUUGCAUUUGCAUGGCUUACUCAAUUGUUUUAGUAAGAAAAUGUUCAGAGUUGUCAAGAGAUCUUCGUGUACUACACACCACGGCACGAGCAUUGUUAUUAUGUUAUGUCUUUCACUGUUAUCAAGACCCCUGAAUUCACCCCACGUGCCUGUUUGCAUGUUGUUUUUAUUCUCCGCUUUUCUCAGUUUGUAUUGCAACUAAAUGUUUGAAUUUUGAUUCUUCUGUACUCCAGUGCUUUCUUGAAUGUUUAUUUUCAUUUAUUCCUCAUAAUCCUUCCCAAUCCAGACUUCGAAGUCUGUGGACUGGACUAAGCUCCCCUGCUACAAUAGACACAAUAAAUGGUACAUUGUCUCUGGAUUAACAUGUGAUUUGCCAAAAACUAUUCUGAUUAAAAAAAAUGCUGUUUUUCACUGUGAAGUAAUGAAACAUAAUAAAAUGUUUUACAUUUACCAUUA